CUCGUAGUAAUCGUCGCUGUCCUGAGUUAGAGGCCAAUUCAGGUGAGAAGAUGGCUGAAUCCGGGAGGAGCCCGCCCCUUUAGAGGACCUUCUGGCCUCUCCGGAUUCGACUGCAGCAAAAUUUGUUGACCUACAGAAUGCUACGAUACCCAUAUUUCUGUAGACUCUAUAAAGAAUUUAUCUCAUGCUGUUUUGAACCUGGCAUGCUAAAUUUAGGUACCUGGCCAAAAAAUAUACAUACUACAGCAGAAAGAUAUCAUGAAUGUGAAGCCAAGGAACAAACAUGCAAAACUGGAGCUCAAGAGUUAUGCCUAAGGCAUGAUGGAGAUUCUGAAGCUGCAGCUAAAUUACAUAAGCCUGUAAUGGUGGAUGAAGUUGUUCAAUGUUUGGCACCACAAAAAGGGCAGAUUUUUCUAGAUAUGACAUUUGGUUCAGGAGGACACACAAGAGCCAUUCUACACAAGGAAUCAGAUAUUACUCUGUAUGCUGUAGACAGAGACCCUACCGCUUAUGCAAUAGCUGAACAGCUUUCAGAAUCAUAUCCUAAACAGAUCCGAGCUAUGCUAGGCCAGUUCAGCCAGGUGGAAGCCUUAUUAAUGAAAGCUGGAGUGCAGCCAGGGUCUUUGGAUGGAGUUCUUUUGGAUCUUGGGUGUUCCUCCAUGCAACUUGAUGCUCCUGAAAGAGGUUUUUCCCUUCGGAAGGACGGCCCCUUGGACAUGAGGAUGGAUGGUGGCAGGUACCCUGACAUGCCCACCGCUGCUGAUGUUGUGAACGCUUUAGAUCAACAGGCACUUGCAUCCAUCCUGAGAACAUACGGGGAGGAGAAGCAUGCUAAGAAAAUCGCUUCAGCAAUCGUUCAGGCACGCAGCAUCUACCCUAUCACCAGAACCCAGCAGCUUGCCAGCAUCGUUGCAGGUGCAUUUCCUGCUUCUGCUACUUAUGCACGAAAAGACUUGCUCCGGCGAUCUACUCACAUUGCUACCAAGACUUUCCAAGCUUUUCGCAUAUUUGUGAACAAUGAGCUCAAUGAACUCUACACAGGACUGAAGACAGCUCAGAAGUUUUUGAGACCUGGUGGUCGUCUUGUUGCUCUCUCCUUCCAUUCACUAGAGGAUCGCAUAGUCAAACGAUUCUUACUUGGGAUAAGCAUGACAGAAAGGUUUAACCUAAGUGCUAGACAAAAGGUGUUACAAUCAUCACAAUUGGGUUCAGGUCAAGAAAACAAAGAGGAUGUCUCAUUAAAGGCUCCUUUAAUGUGGGAAUUGAUACACAAGAAGGUGCUUACUCCAGAAGAUCAGGAUGUACAGGACAACCCCAGAGGGCGCUCAGCUAAACUCAGAGCAGCUAUCAAAUUAUGAGAAAAAAGUUAUCAUAAUCUGACCGUUCAAAUUUUUCCUGACAAUUUUUUUAAUCUUUUUAUGUGAUGUUACUGAAAAGCUUAAUACACAAAGGUGAGGGAAAGUCUGGAAAUUGACAGUAUUUAGCAUUAUUUUUUUCUUCAAAAGGAAAUAGUAACAUGACAAAAGAAGUUCAACUCAGCAUCAUUUCAAAACUGCAAAAAAGUGUUUAUCUUAUUACAUUUUACUAUUGAAAUGCAGUCCUUUCUCUGACAAGGAAAUUAACAAAAAAUAAAACUGUUUUUGUUAUCUAUAUAUGUAAACUCAA
Molecule: messenger RNA, 1665 nt
Organism: Trichechus manatus latirostris (Florida manatee)
Lineage: Eukaryota; Metazoa; Chordata; Mammalia; Sirenia; Trichechidae
Gene: METTL15
Product: methyltransferase 15, mitochondrial 12S rRNA N4-cytidine
Exons: 6
Coding region: 138-1358 (406 amino acids)
Biological process (GO): rRNA base methylation
Molecular function (GO): rRNA (cytosine-N4-)-methyltransferase activity
Source: RefSeq, a predicted model, not a curated record